AUGCAGAUGAAUGAUUCGGUUUCGUUGCCUUUAUUUUUUCAUAUAGAUUCACUAUGUGGUGAUAAUCCAGAUAAAAAAAAACUUCAAACUGAAUCUUCUACAGAUGUUUGUGAAAAAAAACGAUCAGAAAAUAAGAAUCAUGGAGGAGCAAAAACUGGUAUGAAAAAUGGUGAUAGUGUUGUAGGUGGAAAAAUGAAUGUUACUACAACUGAAUUAGUACAAGAGCUUGGAGAAGAUUCUCGAAAUACUGAUGAAGAUGAUGUUCUAGAAGAGUAUCUCGACGGAACAAACGGUGGGUUAUAUUUACUUUAUAACAAACGUUAUGAAGUUCAAGAAUGUGUUGCUAAUGUGCUCAGUUACGCACGUGAUCAUGGCGUAUUAAUGUCUGGAGUACAAUUAAAAACCUUAUUAGACAUUCAAAAUGUCGAAAUAACAAAGGAGAGAGCCAAUGGUAUUGUCCAGUUAAUUUCAACAUGUGUUGAUGUAGUAACAAAUCCACAUUAUGUUGCACCAACUUCUAAACGCCCGAUUUUUGAAUACUAUGGUGCAAAUUUUAAAUUGAGUGAGAUAUAUCCCACAAAAUCAAUUCCAAUUCCAAAUGAAAUCUUAAUCAAUUAUAAAAAAUCUGUUGAAAUAACACAUGGAGAUACAGGACAUGGUGAUAAUGAAGAUAUUCAUGAGUUAGUUGAAGUUAAUGUUAUGAAAUUUCAUGGAGGGAUUGAUAUGCAUUCAAUCGAUUAUAAAAACAAAGGAAAUAAAGAAAUUGAACAAUUAAACAAAAAUAAUUCUGAUAAUAAUGGUACUAAUAUCAAUGUAAAUGUUGCUACGAAAAAUAAUGUUGAAACUUGUACGGAUGCAGCUAAUGAAGAAAUUGUUAAUAAUGAUAUGUCAUCGUUUGAUUGUUUGAAUGAAGUUACUGAUGGCAAAAGUGAUGAAAUUUUUUAUACAGAUGUUGGUAGUAGUUCAACACCAAUUAAACAACUAGAUAAAAGUUUUGUGAGCACACCGGCUCCACAAUCUUCUCCAUGUGCUGGUGAAACCUUUUCAUCUAUUACAAUCGAUACAAGUGGUCAAAUAUCAUCACAGCAUACUGCAUCUUCUAUUGAUUUACCAGAAGUAAUGAAAAAUCAUGAAGUAGUAAAAACUUCAUCAAUAUCAACAUCUUCAAAUAUCAAUACUUCUACAAAUAAUCCAAUAUUGUCAAUUAAUAUUGAAGAUUCUCCAAUUCAUUCAACUACACUUGAAAUUAUUUAUGAAAACUCAUCUCCAGUAGAAAAAUCGAUAUUACCACAGUUACAACAAAAAGAAGUUAUAGUUGAACAACUUGCUGCUGAUACAAUAACAUCAAAAGGUAACAACAGAAAAUCUUUUGGUUUUCGUCCAACAACAAAACAAAAAAGAAAACAAUUAACUGUUGCUAAACCAUCUAAACGAAAGCGAGUUGAUGCUUCUAUUCAUGCAGAAUCAUCAGAUACUACAAAUAAAAAGAAGAAAUUGAGUAGUCCUGAAGAGUGGGCGGCGAAAUAUCAAGCAUUAACAAAGUCCUUUGGGAAAAUAAAAAAAAAAUCCAACGCAACAAUUCGUAUCACCAAUUCUUCAAAUGAUAAUAAUAAACUUGAUGAUUAA
Messenger RNA from Rotaria sp. Silwood2, 1626 nucleotides. Lineage: Eukaryota; Metazoa; Rotifera; Eurotatoria; Philodinida; Philodinidae. The record is from the annotation of a GenBank genome assembly.